AAUGGGGUCUCAGUCCAACAGGCUUCUUUGUUGCCUAUCUCUUGCAAUGCUGCUGAUCUCAGUGAGCUCUGCCAAAUUCAGUGACCUCUUCCAACCAUAUUGGGGAGCAGACAACAUAGUAGCACUCGGAGAGCCACUGAAGCUCGCCCUAGAUAGUACUUCAGGAUGUGGGUUUGGAUCCAAAAAGAAGUACCUGUUUGGCCAAGCCAGCAUGCAGAUAAAACUUGUGGAAGGUGAUUCAGCUGGCACUGUGACAGCCUUCUACAUGUCCUCCGACGGCCCCAACCACAACGAACUAGACUUCGAGUUCCUUGGCAACCUCUCCGGCGAGCCCUACCUCGUGCAGACCAAUGUCUACGUCGACGGUUCGGGAAAUCGCGAGCAGCGUCACAGUCUCUGGUUCGAUCCGACCAUCGACUUCCACACCUACUCCAUCCUGUGGAACCAUCACCACAUCAGGUUUCUGGUAGAUGGGAUACCCAUACGGGUGUUCGCCAACAAAGAAGCUAAUGGGAUCCCCUAUCCAAGGGACCAAGCAAUGGGAGUCUACGGCUCGGUGUGGAACGCCGACGACUGGGCGACGCAGGGGGGAAGGGUGAAGACCAACUGGAGCCACGCGCCCUUCGUUUCGGCAUUCCGGGCCUUCGAGAUCGACGCGUGCGAGCUCCCGGCGGAGGCAGCCGGGGCGGAGCGGUGCGAGGGGGGAGGGGCGUUCUGGUGGGAUGCUGCCGGGAUGAGCGGGCUCAGCCCGCACCAGCAGCGGCAGCUCAGGUGGGUGAGGAAGAGGCACUUGGUGUAUGACUACUGUAAGGAUACCGCAAGGUCCAGCGAGAUGCCUGGAGAAUGCUUGAACUGAUCAUGUGUUUCUGAGUAAAUAAAUUUGGAUCGCUCAUUGCUCUA
Messenger RNA from Phoenix dactylifera (date palm), 900 nucleotides. RefSeq names its product xyloglucan endotransglucosylase protein 6-like. The record is from RefSeq and is a predicted model, not a curated record. Gene Ontology annotation, molecular function: hydrolase activity, hydrolyzing O-glycosyl compounds; xyloglucan:xyloglucosyl transferase activity. Lineage: Eukaryota; Viridiplantae; Streptophyta; Magnoliopsida; Arecales; Arecaceae. Gene Ontology annotation, cellular component: cell wall; apoplast. Gene Ontology annotation, biological process: cell wall biogenesis; xyloglucan metabolic process.